Messenger RNA from Theobroma cacao (cacao), 1137 nucleotides. Its product is annotated as DUF4228 domain protein. The record is from RefSeq and is a predicted model, not a curated record. Lineage: Eukaryota; Viridiplantae; Streptophyta; Magnoliopsida; Malvales; Malvaceae.
CCCUCCGCCCCCCCCCCCCCCCCGCCCCACCCCCUCCUCUCCUCCCCCUUAAUUUCCUUUCAUCAUUUCUCUGAACUACCACUCCCUUUUAAUUCUUGUUUCUCCUUCAAGCCAACCCCCUUUUCUUUGCUUUUCCCAUGGCGUAAACUUAUCUGGGUUAUUUACAUCACCUUAACGAGGUUAAAGUCAGAAGUAGUAUUAAUUUUUCAACACCGAAGUGUUCCAUAAAACGAUACGUUCAUUGUGUUUUUUUUAAGUGUAGUAAAGUUUUGCUGUAGAGGGUUCUCUUUUUUUUUUCUUUGUUGAAGUUAAAGAUGGGAAACUGUCAAGCAGCUGAAGCAGCUACCGUGGUGAUUCAACAUCCAGGGAACAAGAUCGAGAGGAUUUACUGGUCUGUUAGUGCUAAUGAAGUCAUGAGUUCAAAUCCAGGCCAUUACGUUGCACUUGUGGUAACCUCACCAACGUUGAAGAAUGAAAAUGGCAUGCCAUUGAAGCAGCUCAAGCUCUUAAAACCUGAUGACACUUUGAUAAUGGGCCAAGUUUAUCGACUCAUUAGCUUUGAAGAUGUUUUGAAAGAGUUUGCUGCAAAGAAGUCCGUGAAGCUGGGGAAAUUGUUGAAAGAAAGAGGGCUUGGGCUCGGGAUGGAGUUGAAGAGAAAGGAUUUGGCAGCUGCUUCCAAUCUGAAUCCAAAGCUUAACUCGAAAACUGAGAACUGCAGUUCUGUUAAGGUGGAGCAGGAGGUUAAUAGACUGGGAAGCAGCGGUGGCAGCAGCGGCAGCAGUAGGUUCAUGGGAAGGCAUCAUGGUGGUGGUGGUGGGGGGCAAUGGAGGCCAGCCUUGCAGAGCAUUGCAGAGAUUGGAACUUGAACGCACUGGCUACACUCACCAGGACUGCUCCCCCUGUCAUUCCCUCUCCCCCUCACCAAUAAAAAGCAAACAACUACAUAACCCAUCCUUUCUCUGUUUCCAAUACGUUUAUAUUCUCGUUUUCUUUUCUUCUCUGCAGAUACUACAAUGUUCUAUAUUUUGAGUAUCAGUUUCCACUAGAUUUAGAGGCUAGGGUUUGUGUUAGGUGCAAAACCAUUUGGACACUUAGAUCAUAAAUGUAAUGAGCAUUUCUUAUCUGUGUUUUCUUUUC